Molecule: messenger RNA, 2233 nt
Organism: Bemisia tabaci
Lineage: Eukaryota; Metazoa; Arthropoda; Insecta; Hemiptera; Aleyrodidae
Gene: twf
Product: twinfilin actin binding protein
Biological process (GO): barbed-end actin filament capping; positive regulation of neuron projection development; regulation of lamellipodium assembly
Cellular component (GO): actin filament; myofibril; cytoplasm
Molecular function (GO): actin monomer binding; actin filament binding
Source: RefSeq, a predicted model, not a curated record
ACAAAAGUAUUCAUUCGCUUUUGCAGUUUGCUGCUCUUGUCCAUCCGAAAUGCCGAAAAUAAUGCCAAUAUUAUUAAUAAUAUAGUAUCCGGUAUCAGCUUUCAGUUAUUUACAUCCUCAGCUUAGUGAAUCGUCGACAUAAUGUCUCAUCAGACAGGCAUUACAGCCAAUGAGCAACUGAAAAAAUUCUUCAGUUCCUACCUAGAUCUGGAUGUUCGAGCUUUCAAAGUGUCUAUUGAAAAUGAGGAGUUGACACUAUCACACUAUGAGAAAGUCAAAGGCUCUUGGAAAGAAGAUUUUGACGAUUUGGUUCCUCCACUAGUAUUUCCAUCCCAGCCAGCAUAUAUUUUGUACAGAUUAGAUACAAAGAAUGAAACCACAGGUUAUGAUUGGUUACUGAUAAGUUGGUCACCUGAUGACUCUCCUGUACGUCAAAAAAUGUUAUUUGCUUCUACAAAAGCAACACUGAAGCAAGAGUUUGGAAGUGGUCAGAUCAAAGAGGAAUAUCACGUUACAUCACAGGAGGAUGUAAGCUUGAAAGGUCUUGAACGACAUCGUCUUUCGAUUAAAUCGCCUGCACCUCUAACGACACGCGAAGAAGAGUUAGCCGAGUUACGGAAAAGUGAGACAACUGGUCUGACAGAAAUAAGUGUCGACAGCCGAUCUCAAACUCUUUCGGGUGUUGCAUUUCCCCUUCUUCCCGAUGCACUCUCUGCCAUCGAACGUUUGGGACGGAAAGAAAUAAACUACGCACAAUUUAGUAUAGAUAUUGCCAAGGAAGAAAUUCACUUAGUCACAUGUAAAACUAUCGAACUUAGCCAACUUCCUCAUCAAGUUCCUGACGAUACUGCCCGUUAUCACUUAUACAACUUCAAGCACACGCAUGAAGGAGACUACAUGGAAUCAAUUGUAUUUAUUUAUUCUAUGCCAGGAUAUUCCUGUUCAAUCAAGGAAAGAAUGUUGUACUCAAGCUGUAAAGCUCCAUUCAUCAUAACAAUAGAAAGCACAGGCCUAAAAAUAGAAAAGAAGAUAGAAAUUGACUCAGGGAAGGAACUAACAGAGGAGUUUUUACUGGACGAAAUUCACCCCAAAAAGCAUUUGCAUCGACCUAAAUUUGACAAGCCUAAAGGCCCUCCCAAUAGAGGCGCAAAACGGAUAACAAAGCCGCAAUCGUAAAUGCAUCAAAAACAUCCUCACCGUGAAAUUAACUGUGUGUGAAAAUUUAGUAUUAAUGUUCUGUACCUCCCUUGUCAAUAACUUUUGCUUGUGUGAUAAUUCUGAUUUACCGCAGUGUUGAAAACACUCUUACCUCUAGGACGAGGGAUGCACUUUAGAGCCUUUGCAAGCUUUGUGUAACAGGGAUAGUCUUAAGUGUUCUCUGAGCUGGCCUCAUACUUGUAGCAUGGGGUGAUGCUUUUCUCUGAAUUUUGAUAUGUAUAAAAAAAAUUGUGAUCCUCUAGUUUAUUCUUUUCAAAAGAAUGAAUUUAUUCUAUUGGUUUUUUACUGAGGUAAGCUGAAUGAAAUCGUUGUUAUCAUUGACCUUAACUUUUUUAAGGGGAAAAAGUGAAAGAAGCUACUGGUUAGCUUAAAUUCUGUAUUUACUGAAUGACUCCCUUUCUGUAGUACCUGUACAUACAAAACUAUGUUUAAAUUUAUCAGUAAAUCAAGUCUUCCCAUUACAAUAAAGGCUGAAGAAAUUCCCUGUGCUGCUGACCUGUAAUGGGACACUAGCAAGGUGUGAAUUUAAACACUAUGCCACUUAUUUUCUCUUCAAAAUUCAACAAGAAAAACAAAUUACUCCACAGGAAGUCUGGGAAUCAAUUCCUGAACAAAAUAUGAGAAUUUAGAAUUACUGUCGGUUAAAUGGCAAAAAUACAAAUGAUAUUAUGUAUUUGUAUAAUCUAACAACUUCCAUUUGAUUUGUGUCAAAAAUACUUGUUUAUAUCUCGUCCAGGAGUUACUUUCCAAACUUCAACUCAUUUGUGUGAAUCUUUUUCUAUGUAAGAUUUUGAAGAGACUACAUGUGACAUUUUCUCUAGCUCAGACCUUGUUCAGUGGCCUUUUGAUAGCCUGGAGUCACAAUUGGCCUGUUUUCUCGCAGCAACUUCCCUGUCUCUUUUUUGUCUCUUGAUAACAUAAUUUAAGUUGUUUGCCUUAACUUGUUUCUUGCUAUUAAUUUAUAAAUUUUGAUUUUUGUUCAUAAAUGCAAUAAAUAUAAAUCAUUUUGAUCAGA